UAGAGUUGCAUUGCUUUGAUUUUUUGCUCUCUCCUGCUCUGGGUUUAGCUUCUCCCUCUUUCUUAAUCAGGGUGAGGGCAGUAGCAAAGCAACUGUUGGAGCUGCAUGCUCUGUUAGUACUUAGGGAGAGAGUGAGUGGCAGCAGCAUGGCUGAGCAAGAAGGUAGUGGCUUGCAAGUUCUUCUCUCUAUGCUUCAGAGUUCCUAUGAUAAGGAUGCGCUUCUGAACAUCCUGAGUAUUCUUACGGACCUUCUUUCUGUUGGGACAAACAGGAGGGUUCAAUACAUAAUUAGCAAACGGGGCAGUGAAGCACUUCUGCAGGCUCUGGAGAACGCAGGGCAAACUCCCAUGCCAGACUAUGAAAUCCUCUUGCCCCUGUUUCGCCUGCUGGUUAAGGUUGGCCAAAAAGAUAAGAAGUUUGGACUGAAGGCUCAAAAACUGGGAGUGAUUGAUUUGACGCUCAGCUUGGCAAGGAAAAAUUUAAAUCAUCACCAUAAUCUCACCCACUGCCUUUGGACACUGCAAGUUUAUGCCUCUAGUGUUACUGCAGGAACUAUGUUGGGGGUUAAUGGAGCGAUGGAGCUGCUCUUCAAAGUAAUCACACCUUACACCAAGAAGCACACCAGAACGACAAGGGCAGCAGUUGAAGCUCUGGCAGCUUUGUUGAAAUCAAAGUCAAAUAGCCGGCGAGCUGUGAACAGAGGCUAUAUUUGUAAACUGCUUUGGCUGUACCAGGACUGGCAUCACCACGACACUUUUAACAGUUAUGUCCACAUCCGGAGGGGUCUCUUGCUUUGCCUCAAGCACAUCACCAAUGUCUGGUCUGGCAGAGAAGGGUUCCUCCUUGCUCAUGGUAUGGAGAUUCUCUUCAAAACUACACAGGACUGCCUGAUUAGCAAGAGCCUGGAUCCAAUAGUAAAUACAGCAAUUCAGAUCCUGAGGAAAACCUAUCCCAAGAUGCCACUUCCUUCAGCUGCUCUCAGUAGUUCCUAUUCCUUUCCCAUGCCUGGAAGAAUUGAACUUUCGCAUCCAAGGCCUGAAGAUGAUUGUGAAGAUGAUGCUGAGGAAGAAAUUGAGAAGGACCUAGAAAAUGAGGAUGUAGAGAAUAAGGAGGAAGAUGAUGACCUAGAGACAGAUGUUGAGAAACUCAUGUCAAAACCAGAGCUGGACAGACCUGUAUCGGAACUUGAACAGUAUGAAGCCAUGUGUCCAGAACUGCGAUGUAGCUUUCUGGAGUUGGAAUCAGAGUCUGAAGAUGAGCUGAACUCUGAGGACAUCCCUGAGAUGCUGACGCUUUCCUGCCACCAUGUCAUUCCAAAUGCUGCUUCCCCAAAGCACUGGCCAAAAUACAGAGAGAGGGACCAAAAUGCUAAAGAGGGAAAACUGUCCCAAAGGGCUUCCAGAGCUCCAGCACAGAGCUGGGUGGAAAAAGAGAAACCUUCUCAAGAACUUGGAAAAGUGGCUCAUGAUGAAUCGAAGCCUUUGGUGGGUUUCUUCAGGGAAGGUGAUGUCCCAGCAAAGGGCGAUGCAGCAGUUGUGCACCCUAUUCCCAAAGAGACAUCAUUGAACAGAACGUCUUCUCAGUCUCUGUGUAUGAACUCCUGCAGGCCAAGUUGCCAAAUGACAGUGGAGGCUUCUGCGGUGGUGACAAAGCUUUUGGAGAGGCACCCAGGGAAUAUCCCUUUCCACAAUCCCCGCUUCUACAUGGCACGGGCUGGCUCCACCCGGUCCAUUCCAGACUAUAGAGUAUUGGCAUUCCCAGAUUUCUGGGGUCACCAACCAUCUCCUUACAACCAGUCCAUACAGCAGAGGAGAUAUGGCAUCCAAAAGGCCAAAAUACUUGAUGACGUCCGUCGUGCCAUCCAGCCAGGUGAUAUGAUCAAUCAAGUUGUCUUUGACUUAGAUGGUGCCAGCUCCUUAAGCUCGGAUACCCCAGAAUGCCUGAAGUUCUUCUCCAAAUUUGAAUCUGGGAAUCUCCGCAAAGCCAUCCAAAUACGGGAGUUCGAGUAUGACCUGAUUCUCAAUCCCGACGUCAACAGCUCCCAGCAUCACCAGUGGUUCUACUUUGAGGUCAGUGCCAUGAAGACAGCCACAUCCUAUCGCUUCAACAUCAUCAAUUGCGAGAAGCCUAACAGCCAGUUUAAUUUUGGCAUGCAACCGGUCAUGUAUUCAGUGAAGGAAGCUCUCCAGGGCAGACCUCACUGGAUUCGGGUGGGCUAUGAUAUCUGUUAUUACAAAAACCACUACCGAAACUGCACUGCAGCUGGAGCAGCAGGAGGCACCCGUGGGAAAUCCUGCUACACGCUUACCUUCAGCAUUGUUUUUCCUCAUAAGGAAGAUGUCUGCUACCUGGCCUACCAUUACCCUUACACCUACUCUGCUAUGAUGGCUCACCUUGACAUCCUGGAGCAAACCAGGAAUGCAAAGAAAGUCUUCUUUAGGAGGCAGACUCUGUGUCAUACUCUGGGAGGAAACGCCUGCCCCCUACUCACCAUCACAGCCAUGCCUGACUCAGAAAGCAGCAAUGACCUGGAGCAGUUCUGUGCCCGUCCUUAUGUGGUGCUCAUGGCAAGGGUCCACCCUGGUGAGAGCAAUGCCAGCUGGGUAAUGAAGGGAACCCUUGAGUUCCUGCUCAGCAGUGACCCCAUUGCAGAUCUCCUGAGGCAAUGCUUCAUCUUCAAGGUCAUCCCCAUGCUAAAUCCAGAUGGAGUCAUCAAUGGCAGCCAGCGAUGCUCCUUAAGUGGGGAUGACUUGAACAGACAAUGGCUGAAUCCCAGUCCGGCACACCAGCCCACCAUUUACCACACCAAAGGUCUCCUUUACUACCUCAGCAGCCAAGGCCGAACUCCAGUGGUGUUUUGUGACUACCACGGUCAUUCUCAGAGGAAGAAUGUAUUCCUCUAUGGAUGCAGCAUAAAGGAGACCUUGUGGCAGGCAGGACGCACUGUUGACACAACUGUUGUCACUGAGGAUGUCGGAUACAGGACCCUGCCGAAGAUCUUGGAUAAAGUGGCUCCUGCAUUUCUCAUGAGCAGCUGCAGCUUCCUAGUGGAGAAGUCACGUGACUCGACAGCACGGGUAGCGGUUUGGCGGGAAAUAGGAGUGCUGAGGAGCUAUACCAUGGAAAGCUCUUAUUGUGGUUGCAGCCAUGGCCUCUACAAGGGCCUACAAAUAGGGACCUGGGAACUGGAGGAGAUGGGGGCCAAGUUCUGCCUUGGAGUCCUCAUUCUGCAGCUUAAAUCCUUGCCCUGUAGCAAGAAAGUGAUGGCGCAGGCAGCAGCUCUGUUGGACUUGGAAGAGGAAAUAGCAGAUCUACGAGCACAAAGAAGCAGCAGCAACUGCAAUCUGGAGACAGACGACGAACUUCCCUUUGGGGAUGAAGUGGAAUAUAACACAGACAGCUGCUCCGACCAGGAGGGAGACUUCUCGGAGCUGGACAAAGAGAUCUAGAAGCCUCCCUUCAGUGCUGAAGGAUUCAAGGAAGAAUCAGAAGCCAGCAAAGAGAAAAUGUAACACAUACACACACACUCACGCUCACACACACAAACACACACAAACACACUCAUGCAGGUCUUUCGACAUCUCCAGCCAGCACAAGUAGUCAGCAGCCAGCAUCUCCCAUCGCUGUCAACACUGCUUGGGGUCUUCAGCAGAACAGAGAGCAGGCCUGAGCUUUGAAUUCCCAAGCAGUAAGCAAACAGGUCACUGCCUGUGUCUGCUUCUUUGCUGGUGACAGUUCUGGUCCCAGAUGUUUUGCUCCAGUUGCACUGUCAAAAUAGCUGACCCGCCUCCUCCUUGUUUUUUAGCCAUUGAGAUUAUUGUCUAGAAAAUCCUUGCAAUUGAUCAAUCUCUCUUGCGAGGUAUGGCCAUCAAUUAGCCAAGACUGGCCAGGUGAGGCAUAUGAAGAAUGGGUAUUUUUGUGUAGUGUUUCCUGCUCAAUCACUGUUGGCUUUUCUGGCUAUUUACACCCACACCCACAAGGGAUGGGGGAAGUUCUAUCCAAUUUUCACUCUCCAAAACAAUAUAAGCAUCAAAACACAGCCAUCCUUCAAAAUUCUCUCUUAACCAAAAUGUGUGAUGCAGUUGUCCAACCAAAAAAUGUUUACAAAAAUGUAUAGAUUAGGGAGAAAGUGUGCCUAAAAUCAAUGUAUUGGCGAAAAUAACAUUAAAAAUGCAUUAUGCUAGGGGAAACUGCUUGCAAAAAUGUAUACAUUAGUCAAAACUGCCUUCAAAAAUGUGUUUAUUAGGAGAAAUUUUCACUAAAAUGAUGAAGAAUCAUGGUGAUUUUUAAAUCAAAAUUUGCAAAUUGCUGCAGGAAUGUGAAGCACUGGAUUUAAGACUGGAAAAAUGAGAAACUGAGAGAACUGAAAUUGACAGAUCUUUCCAUUUCUAACACACACACACACACACACACACACAGAGAGAGAGAGAGAGAGAGAGAGAGAGAGAGAGAGAGAGAGAGAGAGAGUUUUAUUGACUGAUAGUGAUAGAGGAACUCUUGUUGGACAUGAGGGUGGAUCUUUUCAAGUGAUCCACUUCCUUAUCUUAUCCCCAGGGCCCGUGCCAGGGGGCAGCCAGGUCGGGUCCUCACUGAGGGUCCCUGCAGCCCAGAUGGGAGGUAGGUCUCCCUUUCUGCAAUCCAUGGCAGUGUUGGCUCCUGAACCUGCUGUGGAUCAUAGAGAGGGAGCUCCCAGGCACCUUCCCCCAUACAGUCAGUGCAGGCUUCAAUAAGCCGGCAUGCAUGCCUCAUCUACCUUUCCCAUGCCUGUCAUGUGUGCCAGGGUUGGCACCAGGCAUGCUGGGGCCCUUGGGCACCAGCCUUACCUGGGCCCCAGCACACGCAUACAUGCAUGCACACAUGCCCCACCUACCUACCUACCUUUCCCUUGGUGAAUGCUGCCCUCUCUGUGCGCACAGCCCUGCCAUCAAUCAAGAUGGCGGCAGGGGCAUCAGCCCCUUAGGGAAACCUCAGCUGCCAUCUUGGUUGAUGGCAGGCUUGCGUCCACAGCACCAUCAGCAUUUACGUCAAGGGAGAGGUAGGUGGGGCAUGCAGGCGGGCAUUGCGGACCUGCGUGGCAGUAGAGGGGGUGCCUGGGAGCUCCCUCUCGUGACUCACGGCAGGGUCAGGAGCCAACACUGCCAUGGAUUGCAGAAGGGAGCGCUACCCACCCACCCGAAGGAGGGGCCCUUCAGGGGCCCUCGGCCAGGGCCCUCUGGCUCCAACCCUGGUGUGCGCACUGUGCGUGCAUGCCUGCCAUCAACCAAGAUGAUGACAGAGGCUUCCAUAAGGGGCUAAUGCCCCCGCCACCAUCUUGGUUGAUGGCAGGCAUGCACUUCAUUUACAGAAAUGAUAGAGGUAGGUGGGACACGUGGGUAUGUUUAUUAGCCCCGUAACACCUGUAUGGUUGGGCUGUGGCACCAUGGGCCCAGCGCAGGCUGGUGCCCACAGGCCCAGGCAUGCCUGGCACCAGCCCUGCUUAUCCCAGCCCACAAAGGCAACAUGUCAUGAGACCCAGUACAGUAGCUCUGGAGGUCCAGCGAGGUCAGCCAGAGCUCAGUAAAGUGAGCAUGCAUACUGCCUUUACAGAGCAGAGUCGCGUUUGAAGGAGUCCUCCAUUUGAAGGGCUGUUUAGUCCAUGCCUGGUUUAAACAUAAAGGGUUGUAUCCAAUGUUAAAGUCAAUUAGCUGUAUACUUGUUCUGCUGGUGAAAUGUUUUGCACUAGGAGAACAUUGUAGCACAAGAGAAUGCAUAAGCAGGUUGCUGUUGACUUUGGCCCCCAUUUGCUCACUAUACAUUUAAACACUGUUAUACCACUUGAAAUAGUUAUGGCUUCCCCCAGAGAAACCUGGGAACUGUAGCUUGUGAAGAGUGCUGAGAGUUAUUAAGAUACCCUGAGUCCCCGCACAAAAGUUCCCAGCGAGGUUUAACAGUCCAUCCCUCUCCCCUAGGAACUCUGGGAAUUGUAGCUGUGUGAGGGAAACGGGGUCACCUAAACAACUCACAGCACCCUUCACAAAUGACCUUUCCCAGGAUUCUUUGGGGGAAGCCAUGACUGUUUAAAGUGAAGUAAUAGUGCUCUAAAUGUAAAGUGCGGAUGGGCCUAAGUUGCACAAUAGGUUGAACAAUCUGUUGUACAAAGAAUUCCUACUAGCACAGCUGUCAAAUUGGAUUCCUUUGUUGUGCAACAUUAAAAUUUGCCCUUGCGCUAGCAGACAGAAAAGGCUGGAUGCAGCCCAUGGCAUCCUGAGCCAGGAGAGCUCCAAAGGCCUUGAGGCCUCAUCACAACUUAGCACCUGGAUAGCAGACGGAGCAGGGACCCGGGACACAUUUCUGUUUAUGUCGCCUAUGGCUUUAAUUCUGAUUUGCAGCUCUCAGUUUAUAGCAGGUGGGGUGAAGAUUUGGCCCUCCAGAUGUUGCCCAGCUAUCACACCCAUCAGCUCUAGCAAGUAUGGCCAAUGACCUGGGAUGGUGGGAGAUGGGCUCCAACAACAUCUGGUGGGCCAGGGGUUGCCCACACCUGGCUUAGGGUGAUCAUGUGUCCUACUUUACAGAGGACACCCCUCUCUUUGAAGAGCUUUCCGAUGAUAGGGAUCAGAUGAUAGGGAAGAGAUAUAUUUGUAGCUCUAGUUAAAUUACAGCAGUUAUUUCUAAAUUUGCACCUGUAUGUAUAAAAUCACAUAUGCAAUUCA
Messenger RNA from Rhineura floridana, 6689 nucleotides. It is a transcript of the gene AGBL1, whose product is annotated as AGBL carboxypeptidase 1. The record is from RefSeq and is a predicted model, not a curated record. NCBI's taxonomy places the organism in Eukaryota, Metazoa, Chordata, Lepidosauria, Squamata, Rhineuridae. Bases 147 to 3449 code for a protein of 1100 amino acids. Gene Ontology annotation, molecular function: metallocarboxypeptidase activity; zinc ion binding. Gene Ontology annotation, biological process: C-terminal protein deglutamylation; protein side chain deglutamylation; proteolysis. The transcript is spliced from 23 exons.